Messenger RNA from Astrephomene gubernaculifera, 6281 nucleotides. Lineage: Eukaryota; Viridiplantae; Chlorophyta; Chlorophyceae; Chlamydomonadales; Astrephomenaceae. The record is from the annotation of a GenBank genome assembly.
GGAAACUCAAAGUGUAUCAGUUGAAGGCAUAUUUGUUAGCGCUCAACUUUCACCACCUGCCUUACGAAAAGACUCACAGUCCUACCAGGCACCUUCUGGUUGGAACAUUUUUCGUCCAUUCGCUAAACAAAUACUAUCAUAAACCAAAUGCGACAUGCACCUUAACAAUGCAGAUGAGGCCACGGAAGCCGAGUCAUCGGGGUCGCAGCCAGUCGUCGCUGCAUGGACGGGAGCGGCAUCGCAACUUUGCACGGCAGCAAGCUGCCGCAGCCCCACACCAAGCACUUCACCCCUGUCUGAACCUGCGGCAGAAGCUCUCGGUCUCGCGAGCAACAUGCAACCUCCGUGCCUAACGGUUAAUCGAAUUGACCCGGUCGGCAUGCCUAGCGCUGACGACGCCACCGCCAGCUCUCCAUCUCUCAAUGCACAAGACGUCACUCUCACCCCAACCAGCAAGGAGGCCUCACCAGCUUCCCACAACAGCAUAACCAUCCUACAUGCUUCCUCGGCAGCCCAACAGGGUACAGCUACACAACAAUUCGGCCACGCACCCUUGGGGCCAAAGCUCGCCCCGGCAGAUCCCUACACCCCAGCGGAUGACGCGUCUGCUACAUCUCAGUCCAGCUCCGCCAGCACAGCAGCGCACAUAAAGUCCUUUGGAGCUAGGGCCGCGCCCUCCCUGGUAGCCUCCUCAGUCCCAACCUCAACCGCACAGCCGCAGGAACCGCCCGGGCAGGGCGCGGGCAGCCUGCCCGUCAAGCGACUGCUGGGUAUCGCGCCAUGCACCCUGUCUCCCGCAACUCUGGGACUGUGUCCCAAGUCAGGGAAGGGCUUGUCAAUCACUGCCUCCGCUGCCACGGCCCCUGAGGGCGCGGAGGGGUCCAGCACCGGCACGGGUCCCGCACGUGCGGCUAGCGGGACCAGGCAGGCGCCGGCGCGUGCGCCCACCUCGGGAGCGACCUCGCUGACGUGGCGCUCCGUCAAGGUGGUGCAGUGUGGGCUGGCGGGCAGCAGCGGCUCUGCGCUGGUGCCGGCAUCCCGCUGUUUCCCCAUGGCAGACCCGCAGUACGAUGAGACGCGGGAGCCGGAGGCGGCCAACCUAGCCGCCAAGUACGGCGGCCUGUGGCUGCGUGCGGCGCUGCCGUACCGGCUGCAGGGGCGGCGCCACCCGCUGAUGAUGUGUCUGCUGCGCCACGUGGACGGCAGCCUGAGCCUGGUGCAUGCGCAGGACAUACGGCCGCUGCAGGGCGGCUGCCCGCUCUACGUGCGCAACGAGGCCCACCUGGCCUCGCUGCACCCGCAGCUGCCGCCCCACCUGCACUACCUGCCCGCCAACAUGCACGACUGGGGCACCGCGGAGCCGCGCUACGUGACAGCGCACUUCGCGGCGCCGGGGCGGCUGUACGUGCUGCUGCCGGAGGGAACCGCGGAACCCAGGUGGCUGCGGGAGGGGUUCUUCAAGCUGCGGGAGCCGCUGUACGGCAUCAAGGUCCGCCUGCCCGCGCUGUGGCACAUGAGCGCCCUGACCUCGCUGGCCUACCGCAUCCUCAACCCCGCGCACCGGCGGCCCAGCGAGGAGCACCUGCUGGUCUACAAGUCUAAGCGGCUCUACCGGGCGGGCGAGGUGGUGUACCUGGGCGGCCUGCCCACCGCACACCUCACGGACGCCAUGUACGUGGUGUGCGCCGGACUGGAGGAGCCGGGGGAGCGUGCCUCCCAGUCCUCGGCGCCGGCGCUGCUGCCCUCGCUGACUGCGAGCAUCAGCGACUGGGGCGUGUGGCAGGCGCGCAUGAUCAAGUCCAUUCGCCGCAACCGGCUGGAGGAGGUGUGCGCGCUGCUGCAGUCAGACGCCUGGACGCAGCGCGCCAUCCGCUCCGACCCGCUCAGCUGGCUGCCGGCGGGCGAGCUGGCGUCCAGCCCGCCCGGCUCCUCGCCGCUCACCUCGGACCUGGUGCUGGGGUCGGGCAACGUGCGGCUGCUGGCGCUGCUGGUGACGCAGUGCCACUGCCAGCUGAGCGCGCGGGGGCUGCGGCUGCUGGUGCGCAAGUGGGAGGAGGUGCCGGCGGCACAGGGGGGAGCACUGGAGGUGCUGCUGGGCUACGUACGGCGCUGCCCCCGGCCGCUGGGCACGGUGGCGGUGGUGCUGGCGACGUUGCGGUGGGAGGUGAAGGUGCGUGACCGGUCGCGGUCCAGCAGCACGCUGGAGCUGCGGGCGGUGCUGCGGCGCUUCCAGGAGCUGCAGACAGCCCUGCUGCAGUCUCUUGCCGACGCGGCCCGCAGCCAGGGCCUGGAGGGCGGCGGCGCGGCCAGUCUGAGCUGGCUGGCGGGCGUGCUGGACCCGCCCCGCCACCCGCCCCCGCUGGCGCUGUCGGACUACAGCCCGCUGCGCAUCGCCUUCGAGGACCGCGACCUGGGCUUCAUGGCUACAUCCGUCACGGAGGCCUACACGCGGCAGAAGUGGCUGGGCGAGGCCUUCCUGUCCCUCACCACCCGCGACGGCUCGCGCGAGCUCACCCCCCUGGACCCGCUGGUGCUGCACACCGUGCUUUUGCGCAUGGGGCUGGUGGAGGAGGGGCCGCUGGCAGCUGCGCUUGAGCGGGUGAUGCAGCUGUGGUUCUUGUGCUGCGUGGUGCCGGGGGCCUUCUGCGGCAGCCCGCGCGGGCGCUGGUGGAUGCGGGUGGUGGCGAGCCUGGCCUUCAUCAUCAUAUACAACAUGAUCCUAACCACGGACCCGACGACCAACCUGUGGUGUGCACUGAUGCUGAUCACCGCCUUCUGCGUGUUCCUGGUGGGCUCGCUGGUGGAGGCGGUGGAGACGGUGGCAGUGGCCUACAAGGGCAGCGUCACGAGGUUCGCCAAGGCCAACCCGCUGGAGUUCCUGUUCCUGCUGUGCGACGCGCUGCUGCUGGCCCUCACCACCGUGUACGCUCUGAGGAUCACCGGCAGGUGUCCGAUGGACGACCGGCUCUUCCUGAAGUUCGUGUUCGUGUGGGCCUCCAUGUCCAUCUUCAUCUACACCAAGCUGCUGUACACCCUGGUGCCCCUGUUCCAGCGGCUGGGUCCGCUGCUGCACACCGUGACCAACAUGGCGUCCGAGCUGGCGGCCUUCCUGCUGCCCUUCAUCAUCCUCACCACCGGCUUCGCAAGCACCUUCUCGCUGGUGUACGGCUGGGCGGGCACCGGCGACCUGAGCACCUUCGGGGACGCCAUGCUGAUGCUGUUCCAGGCGUUCCUGGGCAACUUCGACAUGACCCGCUGGGACGACUCGCCGCUGCCCGAGUUCCGCAACUUCGGCAUCGCCAUGAUGUGCAUCUACCUGGUGGUGGCGGGCAUACUGCUGUCCAACCUGCUCAUAGCCAUCAUCACCUACAAGUACCGGCCGCAUGAAGUGGCCGCGCAGUCGGUGUUCGGGCUGGCGGAGGUGGUGGACCGCCACAAGAUGCAGGUCGACGGCGCCAUGCUGUGCAGCCCCUACUGCCUGCUGCAGGCGCCCUUCAACCUGCUGCCCAGCGGCACCCGCCCCGCCAUCCUGCCGUACAGCUUCCUGCGCCUGGGCAUCACGCCGCUGGAGGGCUUCCGACCCGCCGCACCGCACCUGGACUCCGUACCCACUGGCCGGGCCGCCGUACCGCAGCUGCUGUUCCACCUGACGCUUCACCCCGUGAUGCUGGGCGUCAUGAACGCCGGCUUCUACCUGCUCAGCCCGCUUCUGGUGCUGAACUUUACGUUAACGGGACACAAGCGAGUGUGGGACAUCGUUUGGUCGGGCGCCAGGGACGGUCGCAAAGCCACCGCCGCGCCGGCAACUGCAAAAGGCGGCGGCAGCAACAGCGGCGGUGGGAGUAACAGGAGUGACGGCGCUGGCAGUUCGGUGAACGGCGGCUUGCCUUCGGAGAGUGGCAAUUCGCGGCAGCCGCAGCGAAGCGGCAGCGGUGUUGCAGGCGGUGCAACCAUGUCGAGGAGUGUGUCAGGCUUCUCCAACAACAGCGGCAGCAGCAGCAAUGAGAGCAAGCUGUCCGGGAGCUUUGACGGCGACCCGCUGGGAGCCACGGGCGUGUUGAGCGGGCGAGCUGGGGACCCCUGGCAGCACGUGGGAAGCUACUGCACGCUGAAGGGCCUCCUAGCUCUAUGCGCCCUGCUGGGUCGCAUGGCGGUGGCCUUCCUGCUGGGGUUGCUGCUGUGCUACGGCGCGGUGGGGCUGCUGCUGAUCUCGGGAGGCGGCCUCUACAUGUGGGCAAUCAGCACGCUGCUCAGCGCCCUUAACGUGGCAUACGAACCGCUCAAGCGAGCCGCGGACUCCGCUGCAUGCGGCUGGCGGCACUUCACGGCUUGGCGGGCGGGGCGAGGGCGGUGGAGGUGCGCAGUCGUGGCAGACCGGGAGUGCGACCUGGCAGCAGCAGCAGCAGCAGCAGCAGCGGCGGCGGCGGCGGCGGCUUGUGAGGAGGAUGAGGAGGCGGUCAAGGGGGAUGUUGGGAGUGGCCAUGGAGGCAAGCAGGUGGGGGGGCCGCAGGAGGGGCAGUCGCAGCCGCAGCCGCGGCGGGCCCUCACGUCGGCGCAGGUGGCGCAUCGCUGGAGCGAGCUGGCCAAGGCAGUUCGGCGGCGCACCGCCGCCAGGUACCUCACGCAGCAGCAGGUGGACAGCGCGGUGGAGCGGGUGUUCGGACACCGCCAGCAGCCCGCAGCCGGGACCGCAGCACCCGCCGCGACCUCCGCUGAGACCGCUGGAGGCGCCUCCGCUGCAGCAGCCCAGAACCCACACCUCUACGGCGCCACCAUCGCCGCUGCCACCACCUCCACCACCACCUCCGAACCUGCCACCCAAGCCCUGCUCCCCAGCGCACCUGCGCUGUCGCUCGCAGGCCCUGCGGAGCCCGCCAGCGUGCACCGCCUCCACACGCGGCACCUGAACGUUCUGGAAGCCGAGCAGAAGGAGGCGGCACAGGAUCUGGUGACGCUAGGCCGGGAGGUUGGGUUGGCGUCGAGUGCAGGAGCAGGAGGAGCGGUGCGAGGAGCGGUGCUCCUGCCGGCUGGUGGUGAAGGCGGGGCCGCGGAUGCGGUGGGUGCAGCCAGCGGUGCCAUGCAUGCAGACUGGAGCUCGCUGGCAGCCGCGAUGACCGCACCACUGGGGGCUCAGCUGCGGGAGAUCCAGGAGGUGCUGUGUCGCCAGCUGCAGCAGCAGGCGCAGGAGGUACGGCAGCUGCGGGAGGAGGUGGACGUGCUGAGGAGGAGCCUGAACGACGUCGGACAUGUCAGCCCUCCGUCACGUGAGGAGCACCUGGCCCAACAGCAGCCACCCGCUCGGUGAUGACGUGCGGGACGGGGGUUCCUCGGAUGGGGGAAGAGCGGCAGGUCUGUGUCCACUUUGGGGGCACUUGGCUGGUUGGCCCUGUAGGAGCCAUGUGGCGCAAGGCGAGGAGGUUUUUGUAAGGGUUUUGUAUGGUGUUAGCCUGCGUUCACAGGUUGGCUUUUGGGCGGCAUUUGGGUUUUCGUGCGUGAUGCCGCUGGGACGGCGGGGCGUAACGAACACAGCUAACAUGUCAAUGCUCGUAAUGGUGACGAAACUGCUGAUGGUAACGAAUUUGAUGAUCUUUGGGGCGCCGUCCCAAACUUUGCUCGCGACUGUACUGCACCUUGCUUGCAUGGUGACCACAUGAAGGGGACACUGUAGCUCGUCAAGCAGUUGUAGGAGAGGACACGCGUGCUGGCAUGCAUGUACUGUAUUAUCGUACGAACCUACUCGAUGCCUUGAACCCUAAUAGACAUGCUGGUAGGUAUGCAUACCGUAUGUAGGCACCUGGUCUACUAGCCCUCAAAAGGGAGCGUUGGCGCGUGCAGAUCUUGAUGUUCUAAUCUGUUAAGCGCGGCUAAGCUAACGGGGAGAUGUGUUAUAGGCGCCCGUUUGGUGUACAACCGGGGCUUGGCGGAAGAGCUGAGCAUUCUCUGUGGAUGUCGAGUAAAUCGAGGGGCUGCGCUGCUCACCGGCAGCUGUUGCGCAUGUGUAAACAGGUGCACGCACCAGGACGCGUACCGUAUGUACAUUGUACAUUGCGUCCGUUCCAGGCACAGUCGUGCUGGGCCGUCUUGGCAUCCAAUGGGGCCAUUGGAGUUGUACGCUCAACCAACACUCCUCACUGGCUACCGGUGCCCAACACACCAGGACUUAGCUGCUGGCUGCCUGACCGGAAAUCGUGGUCUAUUGGUGUGGGGCUCGCGUACUAGCGGGUAUUUUGUCGGAUAUUGCAUGUCCUCAUUAAAUCAACGGCUUCGUACGCCUUGCUGCU